This is a messenger RNA of Aspergillus oryzae RIB40, 1809 nucleotides long. Its product is annotated as putative isoamyl alcohol oxidase. The transcript is spliced from 2 exons. The coding region runs from base 1 to 1809 and encodes 602 amino acids. The record is from RefSeq and is a predicted model, not a curated record. NCBI's taxonomy places the organism in Eukaryota, Fungi, Ascomycota, Eurotiomycetes, Eurotiales, Aspergillaceae. Gene Ontology annotation, molecular function: oxidoreductase activity; FAD binding.
AUGCUCUUAGCCAUCGUUUCAACGCUGGCCCUGGCUGGUCCAGCAUUUGCAUCACCGGCUUGCAAGGUGACUCCGUUGGACCCAUCAUGGCCUUCCAAUUCAGACUGGGCGUCACUAAACGCCUCCAUUAAUGGUGGGCUUCUCCGCACCGUGCCUGUCGCCUCAUCGUGCUGGCCGGGUAAUCCGUUUGGAUCAUCCGUCUCUUGCGGCAACGUUAAGUCGAACUGGACCAACGGAAUGUGGCUGUCUACAUUUCCCGAAUCAAUCGAUUACCCGAUCUAUGCGAACAAUUCUUGCUUGCCCCCGAACGCUCCAGGUUACGUCGAAGAAAGAGGCUGUACGACUGGAGGUCUGCCUGAAUACAUCGUGAAUGCGACCACUGAAGAGCAAAUCGCAACGGCAAUGCAGUGGGCCUCAGAGAGGAACAUUCGGAUUGUGGUCAAGGGAACAGGUCAUGACUUAAACGGAAGAUCAAGCGGUGCAUUUGCCCUAUCUAUCUGGACUCAUAACUUGCGCCAGCUCGAGCGCAAUAAAUCCUGGUUACUCCCUAGCAAAAACACCUCCGAGGACGUGUUCAUUGUGGGUAGUGGCCAGCAAUGGGGAAAUGUACUAAACAAAGCCCUCGAGCACGGAAGAGUGGUCACCACUGGCCAGGAUCCUAGUGUUGGACUGGGCGGUUACAUUCAGGGUGGCGGUCAUGGUCCCCUCUCCCGCACUUAUGGUCUUGCCUCUAGUCAUGUCCUCCAGAUGAGGGUCGUCACGACCGAAGGCAAGAUUCUGGUUGCCAACGACGCUGAAAAUCAGGACCUGUUCUGGGCCCUCCGUGGAGGCGGUCCUGGUCUGUAUGGGGUCGUUACAGAGUACGUCAUCAGACACCACCCGGCGCCCAGCAGUGUGACGAUGGGCAAUCUUUUGAUUGCGCCCAAGGGUAGUAGCAACCGAAGUGCAGAAUUGUCUUGGGAUGCAGCUGUGACCCAUCUCUCAGUUCUUCCGGACCUCAUGGAUGCCGGCUUGGCUGGAGCUUGUAUGCUAGCGACAGGCCAGAAUGCCAUGACGUUCGCAUCACUUUCUGAACCCACGACUGGUGCUGUUAUCAAGCAGGUCUUUUGGUCGUUCAACUCGACACCUUCGGCCAUGGAGGCACUUGUUAAUCCUAUUCUAUCAAACAUCACUCAUGCGGCCGGUGGAAACAACAGCCUCUCCAUCUCGUUCAGUGCUUCACAGAGCAACUACUCGUCUUUCUUCAGCGCGAUUUCCGGGAGCGAUGCGGCCGGCGGGCAGAGUGUAGUGUCCAGCCGUUUGCUAGGACGUGCCGAGGUGCUUGAUACGCCUCGACACAAAAGACGUGCCUACCUCAAGAUAGCCAUGCGCGCUCAAAACGAAACCGCUGGAACUUACGCGACAAUCGGUCUACAAGGCGGCCCUGGGGUGCGCAAUACGCAGCAGGAGGAAUGGGGCGCAUUGCUCCCAGCAUGGCGCUCCGCGUAUCUGCAUUUCAUCUCCAAUGGUGCUACUGUUGACCCUGUCGCUGCGGGAUCGCCAAAAAAGGCACUGGAAAAUGCGGCUGACUUCAACGAGGCUAAGGAGAGGAUGUGGAGAGAGUGGUCGCCUAAAUCGGGUGCUUACAUGAACGAGGCCAACCCAUUCACUAGCAAUUUCAAACAGGACUUCUAUGGCUCGAACUAUGACCGUCUGGCGGAGAUCAAGGCUAAAUACGACCCUAGCGAAAGCCUGUUCGUUCUUUCUGGUGUAGGAAGUGACAAGUGGCAGUAUGACUUGGAUACUGGCAAGUUGUGCAAAGCUAAGUAA